Nicotiana tabacum (common tobacco) is the source of this 567-nucleotide messenger RNA. The record is from RefSeq and is a predicted model, not a curated record. NCBI's taxonomy places the organism in Eukaryota, Viridiplantae, Streptophyta, Magnoliopsida, Solanales, Solanaceae.
AUGACUGCUUUUAAUCCCCUUACUGCCAUUCUUACCCAAAACAAACUUGAGGGUCCAAAUUAUGUUGAUUGGAAACGAAAUUUGGAUAUUGUUCUAAUUGCUGAAGAGUACAAAUUUGUGCUCGAUGAGGUGUGUCCAGAAAAACCUGGAGAUGAUGCCACAGAUGAUGAACAGAAGGCUUACCAGAAAUGGAUUAAGGCUGAUGAGAUGGCGCGGUGUUACAUUUUGGCAUUCAUGUCGAAUGUUCUACAACAUCAGCAUCAGUCGAUGGAGUCUGCUUAUGACAUUCUGGAAAAUCUCAAAGAAAUGUUCGGAGAUCAGAAUCGUGCGGCUAAGCAGACUGCCAUGAAAGCCCUUCUGAAUACCAAAAUGGUUGAAGGUUCAUCGGUCAGGGACCAUGUUCUGAAGAUGAUGAGUCUUCUGAAUGAACUGGAGGUCCUUGGAGCUAACAUUGAUAAGGACACGCAGGUUGAAAUGAUCCUGCAGACUUUGCCUGACAGUUUUCAGCAAUUUCGCCUGAAUUAUAACAUGAACAAAAUGGAUUUGUCAACUUCUUCCUCAUUGUAA